AUGACAGGCCCUCUCCGAAAGAGACACCCCUUAUUUAAAGUAGUAAAAAAUUUCCUAAUAGACCUCCCCUCCCCUAGGAAACUGUCCAUAUGUUGAAAAUUCGGGUCCCUAUUAGGCCUUUGCCUGAUCACCCAAAUAAUCACAGGCCUAUUUCUCGCUAUGCAAUAUACCUCAGAUAUAUCUCUAGCCUUUUCGUCCAUCAGCCACAUAUGCCGAGACGUAAACUAUGGUUGACUCCUACGAAAUAUACACGCCAAAACGGCCUCCUUCUUUUUCCUUUGCAUUUAUUUCCACAUAGGCCGAGGAUUAUACUACGGCUCCUACAUAAAAAAGGAGGCCUGAAAAGUAGGCGUUAUCCUCCUUCUCCUCACCAUGCUAACAGCUUUCGUUGGGUACGUUCUCCCAUGAGGCCAAAUGUCAUUUUGAGGAGCAACAGUGAUCACAAACCUUGUAUCUGCCCUCCCCUAUAUAGGAACAUCAAUAGUCCAAUGGCUUUGAGGAGGAUUCUCAGUUGACAACGCCACCCUCACCCGAUUUUUUGCCUUCCAUUUCCUAUUUCCCUUCAUCAUCACCGCUCUCUCGGUCAUCCACCUAUUCUUCCUCCACCAAACUGGUUCUAACAAACCUACGGGAAUAGAAUCAAAGUUUGAUAAGACCCCCUUCCACACCUACUUUUCCUAUAAGGACCUCACGGGGUUUGUAGCUCUAUUUACCCUGAUAAGCGCAAUAGUUCUUUUAUCCCCAACCUUACUUAGAGACCCCGAAAAAUUCAAACCCGCUAACCCUUUAGUUACACCAGUUCACAUCCAACCGGAAUGAUACUUCCUUUUCGCCUACGCGAUCCUCCGAUCCAUCCCCAAAAAGUUAGGAGGCGUAAUAGCCUUAUUAGCAUCAAUCCUCAUCUUGUUCAUGGUCCCAAUCCUCCACACAUCAAACAACCAAGCUAGCACCUUUCGACCUGUUUCACAAAGACUCUUCUGAUGUCUUACCACCAUCUUCCUGUUCCUAACAUGAAUAGGAAGGCAACCCGUAGAAGACCCAUUCAUCCUCCUCGGGCAAAUAGCCUCAACGGCUUACUUCCUCUUGUUCUUGUUCGCGAUUCCUCUAACAUCAGAACUAGAGAAAAAGCUGAUUUUCU
This is a messenger RNA of Acanthaster planci (crown-of-thorns starfish), 1138 nucleotides long. NCBI's taxonomy places the organism in Eukaryota, Metazoa, Echinodermata, Asteroidea, Valvatida, Acanthasteridae. The record is from the annotation of a RefSeq genome assembly.